Molecule: messenger RNA, 372 nt
Organism: Adineta steineri
Lineage: Eukaryota; Metazoa; Rotifera; Eurotatoria; Adinetida; Adinetidae
Source: the annotation of a GenBank genome assembly
AUGUGGAAAGCUGAUCGUGCUGGAGGCCUAGAAGAAUUAAAAAAAACACUACGCCAAGAUCAUGAAGAAAUGUGGAAAGCUAAUAGUGUUCGAAUCCUCAAAGAAUUUAAAGAAAAACUAGGCAAAGAUUCGCUUUGGGACCCAUCUUAUGAUACAAUAUUUGAAAUUAUCAAGAAUAUUUGUCUACAAAAUGCUCAACGUUUAGCAUUAAAAGAAAUGGUUGAAAUUCUAUCGAGUUCUUCAAGUAAAAUCGAAAACUGGAAACAAAAAUGGUAUCAAUUCUACGAAAGUAAUCAAUCUAAUAUAACAGAAUAUGAAAAUAUAUGGCAACAUUUCGAAAAUUCUGUUUUUCCAAGUCGAGAAUUUUAUUGA